Messenger RNA from Achroia grisella, 1451 nucleotides. RefSeq names its product testis-specific serine/threonine-protein kinase 2 (gene Tssk). The transcript has a single exon. The record is from RefSeq and is a predicted model, not a curated record. Gene Ontology annotation, molecular function: protein serine/threonine kinase activity; ATP binding; tau-protein kinase activity. The coding region runs from base 295 to 1335 and encodes 346 amino acids. Gene Ontology annotation, biological process: microtubule cytoskeleton organization; protein phosphorylation; intracellular signal transduction. Lineage: Eukaryota; Metazoa; Arthropoda; Insecta; Lepidoptera; Pyralidae. Gene Ontology annotation, cellular component: cytoplasm.
CUUCAUCAAUGUAACAGAUACGUCUUUUUUGGAAGAUUUCUUACUAGUAAAGGCGUUUAUUUAAAUCCAAAUUCUUUGUGAUGUCGUAAUAUUUUAACCAAAUUGUGUGCGUGUUUUUUAUUUUUAUAUUUAAUUGUUAUCGAUACACUCUCUUUCAUGAGAGUUGAGUGGAAAACUUAUAGCAAUUGGAGAGGUAACAUUUUGACAGGAGGGCAACUUAAACCUUGGACAUAUUGUUAGUAGUGAGAUGUCCAAUGUAUCCUAAACGGGUUAGAAUAAAGACGGUAGAGCUCCAUGGCUGAGCGCCUCAGCCCUCGAAGCUCCGAGGUCAAUGCCUUGGAACAAAGAGGCUAUCUCAUCGGCAAGAAAAUCGGACAGGGGUCUUAUGCAACCGUUCAUCUCGCAGAAUACUGCGAUGCAACUAGUCCCAAGCGAAUGCACCUGGCGUGCAAGAUAUUUGAUAAAGAAAAAGCACCUCGGGAUUUUUUAGAGAAGUUUUUUCCUCGCGAACUUGACAUCUUGACUAAAAUCGAGAACCCUCACAUUAUUCAAGUACAUAGUAUACUACAGAGGGGCCCAAGAGUUUUUAUUUUUAUGCGUUACGCAGAUAACGGAGAUUUGCUGGACUUUAUAAAAAAAAAUGGUGUUGUUCCUGAAAACCAAGCGAAACUUUGGUUUCGACAGAUGGCUAGUGGAUUGCAGUAUCUACACAGUAAGAACAUUGCACACCGUGAUUUGAAAUGUGAGAACAUACUUCUGUCAAGACGUUUCAAUGUGAAACUCGCAGAUUUUGGAUUCGCAAGAUUUUGUACUGAUGGUGAGAACCGGCGUGUGCUUAGCCAAACGUAUUGUGGAUCAGCUGCCUAUGCAGCGCCAGAGGUAGUGAGCGGUACUCCCUAUAAUCCGAAGCUCGCUGAUGUAUGGUCUCUCGGAAUUAUUCUCUUUAUAAUGUUGAAUGCAUCGAUGCCUUUCGACGACUCGAAUUUACGUAAGCUCCUGAAAGACCAGAUGUCUCGCAACUGGGUAUUUCGGUCCAGGAUUCGGGAUACCGUGUCAGCAGCCGCCAAGUCCAUAGUGCGGCAUAUUCUGGAGCCGGAUAUAACGUUGAGGUUGACUUUAGAUCGAGUGCUGUCUCACGAGUGGACGAGAACACGAAAGGAUAAGAGUGUGAGUUUGAUGGGAAGGCUGGUGCAGUCUGCUCCGUCGGCACCGCACUCGCCAGGUAAGCGCGAGCAUGACGAGCCCGGCACCUCGGCCGGAGCUCGUGUCUCAGGAGAUCACCGCGAAACCGAGAGAGAGCGGCAUGACGAUAUCAAUAUGCGUUCACAUGACUGAUGACUAUAUAAGACUGAUUGAUAUUAACCCAAAAAUGUGUUAUAAUCUCUAAAUGCAGUUAGACACUCAAAAAUCGUAAAUUUACAUUAAUAUUUUUAUAUUUUUUUUUUACAAUU